Molecule: messenger RNA, 3459 nt
Organism: Durusdinium trenchii
Lineage: Eukaryota; Dinophyceae; Suessiales; Symbiodiniaceae
Source: the annotation of a GenBank genome assembly
AUGGCGCGCGUGGCGCCACCGAGCCUGCAGAAUGAAGGCACUUCAUGGCCGGAGGUCGUGGCUUUGCAGGCACAGGUGCGGAGCAAGGAGGCGGAGCUCUUCGAGAUGAAGCGGCGCCUCAGAGCGCUCACGCAGCAGAAUUCGCCCAGCGGGGUCAGGCCCGUGGAGAAUCAGGGGCAGCCAUUGUCGGUGAUCAUUCCGAUGGGUGGCUCCGGCUCUGAGUUUGCAGAGGCUGGCUUUAGAAUGCCAAAGCCCCUGGUGCCCGCGCCCAUUCUGAAACAGUAUGACGUCCAGAAGAUGUUGGCGCGUAUGCUUCCCCAGGUCAAAGUGAAGAUCGUGGUGCUUCCAUUUGAAACCAGGGGCUGGUUGGAAACGGUCCUCUCCGUGGCGAGGCAGAUGAAUGCCAAGGAGAGCCGAAAUCGCUUGGUGACGCUGGACAGUAGUAGCAUCUAUCAUGGAGUUGACCUUUUGCACCUCUGCCGGUGCAGCGAAGCGCGGCAUGCCUCAGUGUACGUGGAUCUAGGGCAGGCACCUGUGACGGGCACAGGCCUGCAGCGAGCCAACUUUUCCUAUUUGAAGCUUGCAGAUGAUGGCAAGAUACUCGAAGUGAAAGAAAAAUCGGUCAUCUCCUCACUGGCGAACUGUGGCACCUACAUUUUCAGCAGUGCAGUGGACUUUCGAGUGGCUGCGGAGGCCCUGCUGGAAUGCCCUGAAGAGGCAGGCAAAGGUGGUCUCUAUGCCUCCAGUCUUAUGAAUUGGAUGAUGUCUCGGGGUGAGGACUUUUUUGGCAUUCCUGUCAGCUGCCAAGACGUGGCCUUGGUCUCAACACCGCCCCAGCUGGAUGAUUUUGUGCGAAGGGUCUCGAGCGGCCAAGUGCCAGUCACUCGAAAGAUGCGCUUUUGCUUCGACCUGGACAGCACUUUGGUCCACCCCAACGAAGCUGGACAAGUGGAUCCCAUUCCGGCGGCCGUCGAGCUGGUUCGUCAGCUGAGCAGGUCGGGCCACACCAUCAUCAUCACGACCAGCCGUGGCAUGGCGAUGGGAGGCGGCGCGGAUCGGGCCAUUGCAGAGCAAGGCCAUGAUACCUUUCAGUUGCUGAAGCAGCUAGACAUCCCAUAUGAUGAGUUGCACUUCGGCAAGCCAUAUGCUGACAUCACAGUAGAUGCACACGCCAUCAACUCUCAGGGGGACUUGAGCCGUGAGCUGGGCUGGUAUGUCGGGCAAAUGGAUGGCCAAAUGUUGGAAGGUGCCAUCGAUGCACGUUCCUUCAACACGGUGCGUUCCUCGGGGAAGAGCUUGGUGAUCAAGUCUUCCUCACCCGAUGUUCUAAAGGGAGAGUGUCAUUGGUAUCGAAGCAUACCGCCCGAGCUGGCGUGUCACUUUCCUCAAGCUGUAGAUAUUCAGGAAGGUGAUGCUUCCAAAGACAGCUCCCUGUCCACCAUCACCAUGUCCAAGGUGGUUGGUGUGACCUUUUCUCACCUGGUUACCGCCCGCUUGCUGAUGCCCGAGUGGCUUCGGAGACUGGUGCGCACGCUGCGGAAGAUUCACGUCCAACAGCCGCCCGAAGACUCGCAGGCGGCGCGAGAGGCCAGGGUCAGCAAUGCACAGCUUUGCUCCAACUAUGGCCCCAAGGUGAAGAAGAGGGCCUUGGACCACAUCGCGCUUUACGAUUCCCUGGCAGAAGAGUUGGGCAUCAACACACGGCAAAUGGCAGAUGUCUUGAUCCGCUUUCUGGAAGAUUUCGAAUCUUCUGAAAGGGCUGUUCAUGCGCAUUAUAUCCAUGGCGACCCUGUGUUCUCCAACGUCAUUCGGACCAACGAUGAUCAGAUCAUGAUGAUCGAUAUGCGGGGACAGCUGGGGAAGGUCAUCACCACACAAGGGGAUGUACACUAUGACCUGAGCAAGGUCUUCCAGAGUCUCUGUGGUUACGACUUCAUGCUUUUGGAUCAGACCCUGGAUGAGCCAGCUUCCGAGACCUUUGACAGCUUGAGGGCUGCCUUCUGGGAGGAGGUGAAGGAGUUGUAUCCGGAGGUCUCUCAUCGCCAGGUGCGUUUGUUGACGGCCUCGCACUUCUUCACCAUCGUCCCGCUGCAUGAGAUCCGCUCGCGCAUGGCGCGAUAUCUACGCACUGCCCAUUCAAUGCUCCACGUGGAGGGUUUGCUGUCCCCCCCGCCCGGAGUGGACGAGAUCGCGGCCAUCGCCAAGGCCAUCACUGAGACCGAAGGCUUUGACCUGGUGAUUUUCGACACCGCCCCGACGGGCGUGGAGCUAAAUGCUUGGAGGAUGGAAGGUCGUGUUUCAUGGCUCUUGGAAGAGCUUCAGCUGCGGCUCCACGUGCUGCAGAACCGUUUGCAGCACCACAGCCGCGGCACUCGCCGCCCGGGCCCCGGAGGCGGGGGCUGUCCGGCGCUUGGUGCGGCGCUGGAGCGCUUGGGCGAGGCCUAUGAUGCGCUCAGGGAGGCGGAAGCGCAGCCCAGGGUCUGCUCUGAUGAAGAUCGCCUCGAUGAGAUUGGGCUGAGCCCUGAUGUCAGUGGCAGUGGGCAGCCAAUGCGGAGCAAGGACAGUGGCCAUUUGACUGCUGCCGGCUUCGGAGGCCCCUGGUUGCCGCGGCGCUUGGGCGAGGCCACGUGUGCUCCGCAAGAUCCUUGGAAGGCCUUAGAGGAGUUGCUCCUGCGCCUGGAGAUGUGCCGUAGAGACCGGACGCGCUACUUCGACCAGGUCUUGGAGUGUCGCGAGCUCAUCACAACUUCGCAGCGUAGUUCUGGCAGCGCGCCGGCGGAGAAUCGCAGGAACUAUGUCGCCCAGGCUGCAAGCUUCACGGCCCCGCGGCGCUCGGCCACCCCCCGCGGCCGCCUUCCACCGCUUCCGCCUGGGCGUGGGAAGGGGCGAAGAUGGGAUCUUUUUUGGCAGGAGCUCACCAGCAGUGAUCCGGCCAUCCUCUCCUUGGACCGUGGCCGCAGUCCCGGAGCGCCCUUCAGGGAGCGUCGCGACGGCUCGGCGCCGAGCCACGACGGGGAGAGCAGUACGCCCAAGGCUCAAGAUGCGUUGUCUCAACAUCUUGAAGUCCGACGAGAGCUGGAAAGGCAGCUGACCUUCUGGGAAGCCGAGACGCUGAAGCUCUGCGAGCGUCGGCGCCGAGCGGAGGGGAUGCUGCGCUGGGCGUGGCAGGUGGCGCAGGCACGAGAAGAACUCGACCAGGCCACCUUCAGCCUGUUGGCGCUCAUGGAAGAAAAAUUGACCACGCUGGGCAUGUUGGGCUUGGGUUUAGCAAGUGGGGCUGAUGACAAACUUGACGAGGCGGAGAGGAAGGUCAAAUCGAUCCGAGAACGAGUCGCAUUCCUUGGACGAGCUUUGAAGACACCUCCACCUGCGAAGGGUGUCUCCAGUGGGGCCAGCGCAGAGCCGGUGCCCGAGCUGUUCAGGGUUUUCAUCGAGCGGGGUAAUGGACUGAAGAAGUGA